Messenger RNA from Rattus rattus (black rat), 8185 nucleotides. RefSeq names its product splicing factor proline and glutamine rich (gene Sfpq). The coding region runs from base 115 to 2214 and encodes 699 amino acids. Gene Ontology annotation, molecular function: RNA binding. The transcript is spliced from 12 exons. The record is from RefSeq and is a predicted model, not a curated record. NCBI's taxonomy places the organism in Eukaryota, Metazoa, Chordata, Mammalia, Rodentia, Muridae. Gene Ontology annotation, biological process: regulation of DNA-templated transcription. Gene Ontology annotation, cellular component: nucleus.
GGACAAAGGCGGCGCGCAGCUUCUGUCGUCCGCCAUUUUGUGCUAAGCAAGGUGGCAACCACGUUCCCUGAGCGACUUCUCCGCUUCUGCCUCGACCGCCCCUUGACUACAGAUAUGUCUCGGGAUCGGUUCCGGAGCCGCGGUGGUGGCGGUGGAGGCUUUCAUCGGCGUGGAGGAGGCGGUGGCCGCGGCGGCCUCCACGACUUCCGCUCUCCGCCGCCUGGCAUGGGCCUCAACCAGAAUCGCGGCCCCAUGGGCCCGGGCCCUGGUGGCCCGAAGCCACCGCUCCCGCCUCCACCUCCGCACCAGCAGCAGCAGCAACCUCCGCCGCAGCAGCCCCCGCCGCAGCAGCCUCCACCGCACCAGCAGCCGCCGCCACACCAGCCGCCCCAUCAACAGCCCCCGCCUCCGCCGCAGGAAUCCAAGCCCGUCGUCCCGCAAGGCCCCGGCUCGGCGCCCGGAGUGAGCACUGCGCCGCCUCCGGCGGUCUCGGCCCCGCCCGCCAACCCCCCUACCACCGGCGCCCCGCCGGGCCCCGGUCCUACCCCGACUCCGCCGCCCGCAGUCCCCUCUACUGCCCCCGGACCGCCUCCCCCUUCCACGCCGAGCAGCGGAGUCUCAACAACGCCUCCACAGACCGGUGGCCCUCCGCCACCGCCCGCCGGGGGCGCCGGUCCAGGGCCUAAGCAAGGCCCAGGCCCUGGAGGUCCCAAAGGCGGCAAGAUGCCGGGUGGGCCUAAGCCUGGCGGUGGUCCGGGCAUGGGCGCUCCUGGUGGCCACCCGAAGCCACCUCACCGAGGUGGCGGGGAGCCCCGUGGGGGCCGGCAGCACCACGCGCCCUACCACCAGCAGCACCAUCAGGGCCCCCCUCCCGGAGGCCCGGGACCUCGCACAGAAGAAAAGAUAUCCGACUCGGAGGGAUUUAAAGCCAACUUGUCUCUCUUGCGGAGGCCUGGAGAAAAAACUUACACACAGCGCUGUCGGUUGUUUGUGGGGAACCUACCUGCUGAUAUCACAGAGGAUGAAUUCAAAAGACUGUUUGCUAAAUACGGAGAACCGGGAGAAGUUUUUAUCAACAAGGGCAAAGGGUUCGGGUUCAUUAAACUUGAGUCAAGAGCCUUGGCUGAAAUUGCCAAAGCUGAACUUGAUGAUACCCCCAUGAGAGGUAGACAGCUACGGGUUCGGUUUGCCACACAUGCUGCAGCCCUGUCUGUUCGGAAUCUUUCUCCUUAUGUAUCCAAUGAACUUUUGGAAGAGGCCUUUAGCCAGUUUGGUCCUAUUGAAAGGGCUGUUGUAAUUGUGGAUGAUCGUGGAAGAUCCACGGGGAAAGGCAUUGUUGAAUUUGCUUCGAAGCCAGCAGCAAGAAAAGCAUUUGAAAGAUGCAGUGAAGGUGUUUUCCUACUGACAACGACUCCUCGCCCAGUCAUUGUGGAACCACUUGAGCAGUUAGAUGAUGAAGAUGGUCUUCCUGAAAAACUGGCCCAGAAGAAUCCAAUGUAUCAAAAGGAGAGAGAAACGCCUCCUCGUUUUGCUCAGCAUGGCACAUUUGAGUAUGAAUAUUCUCAACGAUGGAAGUCUUUGGAUGAAAUGGAAAAACAGCAAAGGGAACAAGUUGAAAAAAACAUGAAGGAUGCAAAAGACAAAUUGGAAAGUGAAAUGGAAGAUGCCUACCAUGAACACCAAGCAAAUCUUUUGCGCCAAGAUCUGAUGAGACGCCAGGAAGAAUUAAGGCGCAUGGAGGAACUUCACAGUCAAGAAAUGCAGAAACGUAAAGAAAUGCAGUUGAGGCAAGAGGAGGAACGGCGUAGAAGAGAGGAAGAGAUGAUGAUUCGCCAACGUGAGAUGGAAGAACAAAUGAGACGCCAACGAGAAGAAAGUUACAGCAGGAUGGGCUACAUGGAUCCAAGAGAAAGAGACAUGAGAAUGGGUGGUGGUGGAACAAUGAACAUGGGAGAUCCCUAUGGUUCAGGAGGCCAGAAAUUUCCACCGCUAGGUGGUGGUGGUGGCAUAGGUUAUGAAGCUAAUCCUGGAGUUCCACCAGCAACCAUGAGUGGUUCCAUGAUGGGAAGCGACAUGCGUACUGAGCGCUUUGGGCAGGGAGGUGCGGGUCCUGUGGGUGGACAGGGUCCUAGAGGAAUGGGGCCUGGAACUCCAGCAGGAUAUGGUAGAGGGAGAGAAGAGUAUGAAGGGCCAAAUAAAAAACCCCGAUUUUAGAUACUUAGGCUUUCAUUCCAGUUUGGUUUUGUCUUCUUGUUUAGAUACCACUUAAAUUCUUGGCAUUUUAGUAAGAAAGCUACCUUUUUAUGGAUGUUAGCAGUUUAUUGACCUGAUAUUUGUAAAUGGCCUGUUUGGGCAGGUAAAAUUAUGUAACGCAGUGUUCGAAACAGGAGAAAAAUUUUUUCAUUUACUUUUUUUUUAACUGUAUAAUGUUUCUCAAGUUAAUGGCAGUGUACCUUGUGCCACUGAAUUUCCAAAGUGUACCAUUUUUUUUUUACUGUGCUUCAAAUAAAUAGAAAAAAAUAGUUAUGAGACUGAUCUCCAACUUUGCUAUCCAUGCUUCUAUGCACAUUAGGCUAGGUAUUUCACUUGGAAAGCAUGAGCGUGUGUAGGCCUGAGUGGCAUAUGCCAUUUCUGGGAAAUGUAACUGGAGGCUAAGUAUUGUUUUCUACAAAUGGUGGCCCCCCCCUUGUUUAAAAAGAAAUGCAUAUUGAAGUAAUUAGGAUUUGUUUGGCAUUAUAGGAAACCGGCUGGUGCUCAGCAUUUUUUAAUGGUUAUAUUAGAAAAGUUGAACUGUAAGUCUUAAUUCAGGCACACGUAUUAAGAUUAUGGAAUGGGUGAAAACUACUGGUAGUGAGAAAGGGGGUUUGGUUAAACGGAUCCCUUAUGGCCCUAUCUAUGAUUCUUUCCUUGAAAGGCUUUGAAAAUGGAAAGAUCAUCUUGUUGCGUUUCCCCAUAUUGUUUUGUUUUAAAAAGAAAACAACCCAAGCCCUACAAAUGGCUUGUACUGAACUUUUGCAUUUGAAUUAAAGAUUGUUAAACAUGAAGCCUUUUCAUGUAUUACUUCAAGUGAUUUAAAAGACGGGAUUUAGUUGGGAGUUUUAACUUGAAGAGUUAAGGGUUAGUAGUUAACUAUAAAGUUUAGCCUUAUGUAUGCCUCCUUGUGUUGCUUCUAGUGAGCAAAAUCUGUAGUCUGAAAGUGUUGGUUCUCUUGGAGAACUAGUGGUGACUGUUACCAAGUAGGACUGCCAAAUCUUCUCACUAUGGAGCUGAACUGUUUACAUCAGUCUUAUACUGUAGUACCAAACCCGGAGAGAGUUGCUCAGGCUGCAUAGUAAAAAUACUCUUUCCUCCACCAUAAGCUUGGGGAUGUUUCCAUGAUGUCAGUUGAUUGUCAACUUCAUUGAAUUUCCUUUUCAUUAGAACAAGAGACUUUCUGACUUGAUGAUAAUAAUAAAGUGUAGAUUGCUUACUGUUGUUUAUGAGUAUAAUGGGAGCUUGAUUUCUUCCCAGUGUAAAUAUGUAAGAGGAAAAACUAACAGUACGGAAGUAAUUGAAUAGCUUGGCUCUGUUCUUAGUUACAUUUUCAUUCAAGUCUACAUUGUAGAACUUUCACUGUGAAAUGUCUUCAUCCUUUCCACCUCUAUCCUUGGUGCUAAUUGGCGAAAGAAAUCCUAAAUCACUUGCUGAGGUCGAGUACUGUGCUUGAGUACAAAAGGAGACCUAUUGUGGAAACAGUCGAGUACUUCAUGCAUAGAAACGUUGGAAUUUUUGAAAGCAAAACACUACUGGAUUAUAAAAAGCAUGCCAUCAAAUGGUUGUAUGACUGACAGGUUUAUAGUGUGUAUUAAGGGGAAAAAACUUUAGAAAGUACAUUCAUUUUUUAAUCACCAGUACACUUGGAAAUAGGUAGUUCUAUUAUAAUCAUAGCAAUCAGAAAGUUAUUGGCCCAACUGAAGUUAAUAAUUGUAUGGAAACAAAGGUCUGGAUUUGAAGGAGCUCUUUUGGUUGAAUUGUAAUAGUAGGGACCAUAAUAAUGAGAAAAUUGAGGGGUGUUCAUGGGACACCCAUAGAGGGUGAAUUUGAAUGUAUAUGGGUGGGGGCUGGAGGGGAAAUGGGAAAAUCUGCCUAUAAAAUUAAUGUUUCAGUUUAUUUUUCAGAUUACAUGCCUUUCUUUAUAAGGGAUGCUGGCACAGACCCUAAGAUAAGCUUUUGGUAGUAGUAUACCCUUGAAGAGUGCUGAAAGGAUGCUUAGGGAUAAUUUCCUCAGACUGUGGCUUUUGAUAGCCUUUACUGGGGGCUGUAGAGCUGCUAAACAGUGUUUAGCAGAGAGGCUGCAUAGUGUCAACCAACACUGACUCUGAUCAGUGAAACUGCACCAAGGGUUGUAAGCUGCUGAGACUUUCAUUGAGUCUUACAUGUGAUGGUUUUAGCCUGCUAGUGAUUUUACAUCAUCUUGAACAGUUGAACCAAAAGCUAACAGGGAAACUUAGGGUGGGAGGGGAGGUUGUCAGGAUGUAGUUUAGACAUUUUCCCUUUGAAGAAACCACUUGCCCCAUUUCCUCCUCCACUUUUAUCAAAAUUUUGUUUACAGAGGACACUUGGAAAAUUUCUCCUUUUAAAGUUACAUUCUAUAAGAGUAUAUUUAAUAGGCCUGCUAUAAGCUGAACCCAUUGACAUCUUUAUGUGGUGAGUGAGACUUACCUUAAAACCCACCACUCUGUUUUGUACCACUAAUAUAAACAUAAUUUGGGAAAUUGUAAUGUUACACCUGUGCAAUUCUUACAAGUGGCAUAUCAUGGCAGAGAAAAAUUUAGGUACUUGGCUUGGACAAGCCACAAAGUUGUGGCAGAAUGUUUUGUGGUGUUCUUGGACUGCAAUUGUGCACUAUUAAAGUAGUGGCCUGCUACAUAACUGCAUUUAGCCAGCAUUUCUGCAGUGCGUAACUGUGAGGAACGUAGUACCGCAAAUGGCAAUGGACAUUAGGACCCGGAUGUAGUAUUCCUGCUUGCUCCAAGAUUCUCAUUGCCGACUGCAUACAGGUAGGUAACAAGCAAUAUAAUCUAACUUGGUGACUUGCUAUGUGCUUUUAUUCAGUGGCAUUCUGACAUCACACUUCUGACAGUGAAAUUACAGUGCAGCACCUAAUACUUGUAUGAUAAGCUAGGUUAGUUCAAAAUCUGGGUCUGGGGUUAGAUCUGUAAUUUGUUAGUAAGAACUCAGUGUUGUAGUUCUCAAAAGUACAAACUUGAAUCCUUGUGUCUUGACUCAGUUUUGUGGUUUUCUUUAGUUACAUUGUAACUGAAGAGAAAACAGCAACGCAGCUGGUUGGUGGGUGAGGGAACCAAACCAUACUGACCUGGGGUGCUCAGAGUACCUUGGCGAAGACUGUAGCAUGCGAAAAUUACUCUCCUUAGUAGCAAACAUGACCUCUUCAUCGGUCAGCAAUGUCUAAUUUCAUUAUGCAAUCUCGAUAGCACUGCAAGUUGAGUGAAAUAGGACUAAAUGACACGGGGUGGUGGAUUUUUUUCUGGGUUUUGUUUCUUUUUGUAAUGUGAUCAAAAUUUUCCAGGUUUGGGCUUCAUGGGAAGACUUGUUACUAACUUGGGCUUAGAUGGGAAUCUUACGAAUAGUUCAAGUUCUGUGGCUUGUCUGAAUAUGUUUAUACUCCAGACUUGGGGGACACUAGUGCGAAACAGUGGCUUAACAUGUUGGGAAUCAUUCCCCACCAUAAGACUUCGUCGUCUUCUGUAGAGAGAGUGCAUUGUUCAGAGUAGCUCUUUGAACUUCCCUAGCUUUAGAGAUGUGAUUGAUUAUAGUCCAAAAUGUUUAAUAAUCACAGGAAUACGUAAGUCUUCAAAGCACCUUCCUUGUUGCUUAGGACUUGAACUUUCUAUCAACUGUUGUUCCAGACCUCAAUUCAGUUAGCCUUGGUAUUUAACUAGCAUGCAUGAGAAAACAGCUACCACUUGUAAUGCUUUCUGCUCUAUAACUGGAAGGUUUGGUUCAUUUUUGCAUACGUACCGCUGAAAGCUUCAGGACUGUGAGAAUUGCCUUUCGAUGAAUCAAGAACAAUGGCUUGCUAUCAGGCUGUCAUGGCGGGGCAGUUACUCUAGCAAGCAAUUGUGAUUACUGAUGGGUGAAAGCAAUAUGGUGACUACUUCUACAAUGUAGAUCAAACAAUGUGACAUGAGUAUCACUAACCUCCCUGAAACCCUGCUGGGGGCAUUGAAGUGUCAUAGUCUAUUAAAUCGGUAGCACGUGCUUGUUACCGUGGCUCAGCGAUUUUGAAUGUUAACAAAAGCUCAGACUUCUGAACAGAAACAAAUUGAAGAGAUUAUAUUUGAACAUGGACUUGGGAUGGGGUGAUCCCCCCCUUCCUUGGUCUGCUUUAAGAUUAGGCUUUUGUACAUGCUAGUUAAUUUGAAUGUAGGUGUAAGCUGUGGAUUUUCUAGUAUAUUGGGUUUUUAAAACACUCAAAAAGCUGGGAUUUAAAUGGGUUCCAGUAAUACUAUAUACUAAGGUGCUUGCAUUGUAUUUCAUAAAUCUUGUUGCAUCCAAAAUUACUAUUUUUUUUUAAUGAAAACUAAGUUCAGAGGUGUGAUGCCAGAAUGUAUUAUCAUACUGUUAGGCCCUUGGAGCAGAUCCCGGUGCUUUCUGAAAGAUGAAAGUAAUGUAAUGGGUACUCUUCAUCCAGGGCUGCUUGCAGCCUAUCAGCAAUGCAUACUCUGACUCUCCCUAAUGAAGAGAUGCGUGUGAUUAGUUUUGGUCUUUAACCUUAAUGGGGGUGCAUGUCUCCUAUUGUUAAUCAUUGUCAGCUGCAGUGACAGGAUCCACAGUCCUGCAUUUACUGCUGCCUUUUGUGUUAAUGAUUUUGGACAGGUUUUAGAGCUCUGGGGUGUUUGUUUUGGGCCUUUUCUUGGUUUUGGCUUUAGCUGAUAAUGUUUAGUGCUGUCUAGCUAGUGCAGUUCUUAAUGGCUCCCCACUAGGGAGAGAAUAUGGAGGAUUUAACUGCUCCUUUUUAUCAUCUGUCAUUGCUGCUAGAUAAUGAUUGGCAAUUUUUUAGACUCAAAUGUGCAGACCUCAACAGCGAUUGGUAAACAACCAACCUUAGAAAUGUUUUUGAACACCAGUGCUGGAGAAAAAAAUGAAGGUGAAAUGGGCUCGGACGUAGACUAGGGAUAAUUGGAGAAAGGGGAAAGAAUGCAAAACGAUAUAGUAUCCCUUAUGGAUGGUCCAUGUGCAACAGAGAACUAUUUGUAUACCUGUGGCAGUAAUGAUUCCGGUGGGGGCGGGGGCGGGAGAACAACCUGGAACUUGAAUUUUAAGGAUGAGCUUUGUGUUUCUUGUGCACUGUGCCAGGUAUAUAGUGAAGGCUAAUGACUUCUCCCUUAGAAGAAACCUUUUUUUUUUCUUCUCUGCUGUCCCAAUAAUGCAUAGAUGAGGCCUUGGAAGACAAAAAUUGAAGCAAAUACAUAGGAUUGCAGGGUAAAGAACUGCAGUGUUGUGUGCUUGCUGUAGUUAGGGUCAAAGCACUCAGAAUGAAAGUCACCGAAUUGACUGGGGAAGCAGGGAACUUGUAAGCUGAUAGCUGCUUUAGUCAGGUAAACGUUGUCACAUACCUUCACAUAAGGGAUAGUAUAUUAUGGGUUGCAGUCAAACUUCAUUGUGCUCAGACUGGUGAAUAUAGGAUUUAGGCUUUUGCAUUUUAAAGAAGGUAUUAGGCUUUUGCAUUUUGAAGAAGAUAGUUUUCUUUCUAAUUCUGUCAUCUACUUAUUACUUUACAUAAAGAAUAAUUUUAGAUCCCCCUGCAUAAAAUUUCUUCCUUUUUUAUUUUUUUUUUUAAUGCUAUAACUUAUUCCAGUCUUUAAUAAUCUCUGGAAUUUUGCUCUUUAGAAUUUGGAAGUUAACUAGCAUUUUUCAAGCCUUUAUUACAUACCCUUGUCUUUCAUACUAACUUUUUUUUAUUAUUCUUUAGGUAAGAAUGAUUGAUGUUGGCUGACUUUGGAAUCUUACUUACUUGAAGUGGAAUUAGAUGUUCUCAAGACAUACAACAUGUGCCAUCCAAGAAGGAAAGCCACAAAUUGCUUAGAUUGACAGACUCUUGGAUCAAGUGAGCUGUAUCAGAAAAUGAGUCAAGACCAAAGAGGAAUGAACUUGACAUUAAUAAAGAUACAUUAUUUUAAAA